UGCCCAGCAAUCUGGCAUCUUUAUCCGGUUAAUUUUUUCCACUAGCUAAGCUGGCAGCAGAAUGAGGGUGGUCUGGAGUAUUUUUGUGGUUUUAUUAAUUAAAAUCCUCAAUUCGGUUGAUUUUGUCCAAUCGAAUGAAGUAAUAGGCUGUGGUGGCUUCAUCAAAAGCCAAAAGGACAUUGACUUUUCCAAGGUGGAAAUCAAAUUAUUAACAAAGACCGGAGCUUUGAAGGACAAAACCGACUGCUCACCCUCAAAUGGCUACUAUUUUCUGCCCAUUUAUGACAAGGGAGAAUAUCUUUUGAAAAUCUCUCCUCCACCUGGUUGGAGUUUUGAGCCAGAGGAAGUUAAACUGAAUUUCGAUGGCCAGACUGACGUCUGCAGUUUGGGCAAAGAUGUCAAUUUCGUUUUCAAGGGUUUUGGCAUAACUGGCAAAGUGGCCUUGGGUUUGGCGGGCGCCCAAGGUGUUAAGGUUGAAUUAAAAUCCGAGGAUGGAAAAGAUACACGUCACACCGUUACCGAUGCCAAGGGUAUUUUCUCGUUUACCCCAAUUAUUCCAGGCAAAUAUGUGGUAAAGGCUUCUCAUCCGAAAUGGUACUUUGAGAAGAGUGAACACACGGUUAUUGUUGAAGGUGGUAACACUGUGCUGGCUGAAAAUUCCUUAGUUGUUUCGGGCUUUGAUGUCACCGGUCGCUUUGACACCUUUGGACAGUUGGGAGCUGGCGUUGGUAUUGCCCUAUUCAAAAGUAAACAGGCAACUGCCGAUCCAAGAUGUGGCAAAGAAGACCUGCCCUCAGCUGCAAUAACUCACACAAACUCUGAGUAUGACAGUUCAGUUUCCUGCUAUGCUCAGGUCGAUACAGCUGGCAAUUACAUCUUCAAAGAUGUCCGCCCUGGAAAGUACAUUCUUUUGCCCGUUGUUAAUCGGAACCUGAAGUUAAAUAUUAAACCUCAGUUCAUUGAAAUAGAAGUAGCCAAGGACACAUUGGAGUUGAAACAGGAAUUCAAGAUCAGUGGCUUCAGUGUAUCAGGCGUUGUUUUGAACUCCGUUCAGGGUACUCCCGUAAAUGGUGCCACAGUUAAACUGAACGGCCAAAGGGUAACAACAACAAAAUCAGAUGGCCAAUUCACUUUGGAAAAUGUAGCUUCUUCUGGCUUGUAUUCCAUACAAGUUGAAGCGGAAAAACUACGAUUCGAUGAACAACGCAUACAAUUGCAAUUGACAUCAGCUACCUUACCUCCAAUAGUUCCAUCGGCAUAUGAAGUAUGUGGCAAGGUUGUCUCUAAGAAAUCUUUCCGAGUUGCUAUAACAAAGCAAGGUUCCACAACUGUACAUACAACAGUGGAUACUAAUGCCGACACUGGUGUAUGGUGCACAUACUUGUCCAAUGGAAAAUUCACAAUUGAAGUUCAAACAUCGGAGACCGAUCGCUCGAAUGGUGUACAAUUCUUCCCCGUUCAACAAACCAUUGAAGUUAAGGGCGAACCCAUUAAGGAUAUCACUUUUUCCCAACUUAGAGCUACUUUGCAAGGAGCACUGAAAUGUUUGCCUGAUGCUCCAGCAGAAGGUUGCCUAUCAACUGAAGUUACCCUGCAUUCCUUAGAUGCCAAUGGACAACAUACCGGGCAGAAACAGACGACUAAAGCCCAAGGUGGCAAAUAUUCGUUCACAAAUGUCCUGCCUGGACCGUACGAAAUAACUGUACCCCAAUCGAAUUUGUGCUUCGAUUCUACCCGUGUGUUAAUUAAUGUGGCUUCUGCCCAAGAAACUGCUCCCGAAUUUGUACAACAUGGCUAUGAAGUGAAUAUAAUUUCCAGUCACCGUGCAAUUAUGAAAUACUCCCAUGAAACAGCCACAACUACGGAUAAUCUAAAAUUACUUUCUGGUGUCAAUACGUUCUGCGUCCCUAAAUAUGGUUCAUAUUCGAUUAAAUUGGAAGGCUGUCAUUUGUACGAUGAGGAAACAUUGCCUACGACCUUUAAUACCGCAAACACCAAUCCCACCAUCAUCAAUGCAUUGGCUCAUAAAGUUGGCGUAAGAGUACUUUCACCGGAAUCCUCUGCUGAUAAUUUGAAAUUGUCUGUGGAAUCGGCAUCUCUAGGCAAACUUGUGGUAACGCCGUUUGCGGAGGCGCACAAAGUUGAUGGCAAAUAUGCCUUCCGUUAUGAUACCCAUCUGAAGCCUGAAGAAGUUUUACGCAUAGCGCCUCAAAGUGAUAUUUUGUUGUUCGAGCCUGGGACUAAGGAUAUAGUUGGUACGAACGACUGUGUGGAUGUUGCGUUCAAUUUUAUCGCUUCUAAAGGCCUAAUACUCAAUGGCAAAGUAAUACCCGGCAUUAAAGACGCCAAAAUAACAUUAAGUUUCCCCAACAAUCCCGAAUUGGAGCCACAAACCACACUGACGUCAGUGAAUGGCGAUUUCAAAUUCGGACCCAUCAGUGAUAGCAUUAAAUACGAACUGAAGGGCGAGAAGGAAUCCUAUGUAUUCUCGGACUAUAAUCCGGCAACUAACUCCUUCAGCGUUCACAAACUUUGUGAAAUUAUUGUGAAAGUGAAGGAUGGAUCAGGUAAGGGACUGAGCGGAGUUUUGAUUUCACUCAGUGGCUCUGAGAGUUAUCGCAAAAAUUUGAUAACUGCUGAUGAUGGCUCUAUAAACUUCCAUUCCUUGUCCCCAUCCCAAUACUUUUUGCGGCCAAUGUUGAAGGAGUUCAAAUUUGAACCAAAUUCUAAGAUGAUCGAUCUGAAGGAUGGUGAAACUGUGGAAGUGGAAAUGAUUGGCAAACGAGUGGCUUAUUCCCUGUUCGGAGCUGUAACAUCUCUCAAUGGCGAACCCUUCGCUGAAGUUAACAUUGAAGCCACAGCCGAUGAGGCAUGUUCACACCAUCAAGAAGAAGCUACAACGGAAAAGAAUGGCAAAUACCGCGUACGCGGCCUGAACCCCGACUGUGAAUACACUAUUCGUCUAAAAGAUGCUGGCACCCCCGGUAACAAUGUAGAUCGCUCCAUUCCCCUAACACGCACUGUUAAGAUUGGCUCCGAAGAUGUUGAAAAUGUUAAUUUCUUGGCCAUGUCCCCAAUCACCUUCGUCGAUGUCACCGCUCGCGUAACAGCCUCGUCCAAUGAUUUCUAUAAAACACUACGUGUGGUGAUGUACCGCAAGGGAGCAUAUGACUCGCCUGUCUACUCUCAACGCUUGGAUACUCCAUUGAAUCCCAAGUCGCGCUAUAAUCCAGGUAUAAUGGUGUUCUUCCCACGCAUACCACUUGACGGCAAGACGUACAUUGUUGAAUUGCGUUCCACGCUGUCCGAUAAAACCUACACUUAUUCAACACGCAGCGAACAGUUCGUCGCAGAUACGCCAUCGGUGUACAUUGAAUUAGAUUUCAAGCCCGAAGUCAAAUCAUUUGAAUCGGACCUCAACCAGAAUUCCAUUUCAGCUUUAGUGCUGGUGGCCUUGGUUGCUAUCGCCUUCUUCAAACAAGACAUAGCCAUGGCCUUCUUAAAUUUCGUGUGGUCCAAAAUCAAUGGCAUUGCCCAAGAUUUGGCUCAAAAACAAAAAUCUAAUGCCAAAAACAAUCAGCGAAAAGUAGAACCCAUUAACCAGAAGGAAAUCGAACAAAUGGCCGAACAAAUUAACAACAUUAAAAAGAAAAAGACAAAGAAAAUUUAAGAAGCAAACGGAUGUGCCCUUGAUAUUCGAGGGACAUGUAACAAAAUUUAAGAAAACUAGACGAUUUUAGCUUUAUUUAUAAAAUUCGAGUCAUUGGGUUUGUACGUUAAUAUUUUAUUUAAAACAAAGCAAUGGUAAUGCAAAUUUAGAGAUACGAAAUGGGUGAGAAGAUGUAUUAAUAAAAAAAUACCAAUUAAAUAAAUAUAAAAUCUUAACCUAA
Musca domestica (house fly) is the source of this 3890-nucleotide messenger RNA. Its product is annotated as BOS complex subunit NOMO3. Bases 62 to 3670 code for a protein of 1202 amino acids. Lineage: Eukaryota; Metazoa; Arthropoda; Insecta; Diptera; Muscidae. Gene Ontology annotation, molecular function: carbohydrate binding. Gene Ontology annotation, cellular component: endoplasmic reticulum membrane. The transcript has 7 exons. The record is from RefSeq and is a predicted model, not a curated record.